UCCGAGCCAGCAAUAAUUUUAUAAAACUCGGCCGUCUAGCUAAUAUCCACCCUCAGUGCGCUUGUCUUCCGCUCGGUUUAAUCAGUUUACCGGUAGUGUUAAGCAACUUCCGCUAACCAUGCUGCGAUUAUUAGCGCUGUGUUCCUUUGUCGCCCUCGUGGCGUGCGAUGGCACCAGAGUGGAAUUUUUGCUGUCAGAUUUGAAGAAUGACCACGGAAUUCUCACUACCGGCAAACGCUGUGAUGGACGCGGAAGUACUCGCAAAUGUGAUACCGUCAUUACUGCCUCCAUUGAUACUGAUACUCCAUCUAAAGCUUGGCCUGGAUACAAGCCCACCAGUCAGUGGACGAAAGUUUUGGAGGCUGACGAGCGCGAAAGCAUGGCCGUGAACAAAAUCAUCUCCAAGGAUAUUUGUGGAUCAUCUUCCAGCCGUCGCAGUUUCGAUCGUGCCAAUUUGCGCGUACUGGUGGCUGAUAAGGAUCCCGGCAACAAGUUCUCCCCCAUUGAACAGUUCGAAUGCAUGAGCGGACGGGAGGUAGCCACACGCCGCGGCUCCUCCGACUGGUCGCCGGUGCAGCCGUGCAAAGCCAAAUUCAAUCCCGACAAAGUCAAACUUAAUUAUCAGUGGCGCGCUUAUCCGAUUUCCAACUCGGAAUGCAACCAGCCUGUUGGAGAUGACAAACCAUCUUACGGUCGUCGUACUUAUUACAACUAAAAAAAUUAACACUUUUAUCGACUAAACGGUUCGAAACGUACUUGUAAUAUGCCGAGGUCACCAAAAAUCGAGGAAACAAACGCCGACAUUUUUAAACAGUCUACAAAAUUUGUGUGCAGUGGUCACAAAACAAUGACUUCGAUCACGGGAAAUAAAUGAGUACGUUUUCAAA
Messenger RNA from Paramacrobiotus metropolitanus, 887 nucleotides. RefSeq lists its product as uncharacterized. The transcript is spliced from 6 exons. The record is from RefSeq and is a predicted model, not a curated record. Bases 119 to 715 code for a protein of 198 amino acids. NCBI's taxonomy places the organism in Eukaryota, Metazoa, Tardigrada, Eutardigrada, Parachela, Macrobiotidae.